AUGACCGCCGUUGCGAUAUUCUGGAGUCGUGUUGACUUGCAAACAUUGCGAUUUUUCCCUUGGGCUUCUUUGCAAAGAGGAGAACAUAAUGGGAAGGAGAUGCUCGCUUUGGACUACACUUCAAUGGUUCUUCCAAAAGUUUUGAUCACGGCAUUUAAGAGCCAACACUAUUUUGUUUUCUUGGUUACCUUGGUAUCAGUCAUUCUAAAGGUGCAAAUCGUCCUCUCAUCCGGCUUAUUCUAUAUCGAGACCAUACCCAUCGAGAAAAUGGUUGAUGUUCAAGUCCUUGACUCCUUCCAUACAGCGGCAGACGGCCAGUCAAAAGUCAGCACUCCAAAGACCACUUCAUAUUACAACGCGCAAGCCGUUCGCGAUUUCGGAUUUAGUUAUCCAUUUGGAGUUACUAAGGAGGCCGCAUAUCAAACGUUUCAACAUGGAAACAACAUCUCAUCAAGUCGUGGCACCAAGGAAUCUCCUUUAACAGCUGUCGUAGAUGGAUUCUUCACAGAGGUGGAUUGUCUCCUCCUCCAAAACUACACAGUCGCGGGUAUCACAGCACCUGGCGGCUCCAUGGGCAACGAAACUUAUCCAAGUCCUAUCUUCGAUCUGAAAUUUGAAGAUUGCGAACGAACAAUACGCAUAGAGCCGUCAUUUUUCGGGGCCCACAAUGGUCCCUCGUGGGUUAUGGGAACACCGCCUGGGGAUCCGCGUCCAUGUGCUUCCCUGCCACAACAACAUGACCAGUUUCUACAUUUCACGGCAAUUUUAAGGACACCAAUAAUAGCCGCUGCCGCUGCUGUCCUAUGUGCGCCGCGCAGUUGGGUUUCCAAAGUCCAAAUAACUGAUGAUGGCAUCAGUCCGAACCUAACCGUCCUGGAAAACCAGACGGCGGAACUCGCUGGGGUAAAUAUCUGGAACCUGUUGGAAAAAUCAAUUUCAAGAGAAGGGUCAUGGCUCAAUUCUACAUCCGGUGUCAUGGGUCCCCUUGAGGCAGACUACUACUUCAAUGGCAAUGGUUUUUCAGACUGGAACGCCACUGAUUCAUCGUAUUAUGAGAACAAGAACCUACUCCAAGCCGUAACAAAUCUCACAGAGGCCCUGGGUCCCCUUUUGGCUCAUUAUCAUAUUCGGGAAUCCAACAAGACUCAAAUGUCGGGACAAACACUUGAAAGAACUCCGCGGCUUUUAGUCAAUCAAGGUGUUUGUAUUGCCAUGGCAGUGCUCUUCGGGAUUGCUAUGGCAAUCUCUGGAUGGGUGGUCUAUACCACUAAACAAAUUUACGGAGGUUGGAGAAGAGAUCCUACAACAAUAUUGGGAUCAAUCAUUUUCUUCUCGAAAGUCUCCAAGACCGCACAGGCCUUCUCAGCCAAUGGAGGCUUCAUACACGACGAACAAGAUUGUCGAAAAAUGUGGUCUCAGUCCCAACACUCCCCACUAGCCCUUCGGACCUGGCUUCGGACCUUGUUCACAAUUUACACGUUAGGUCUUAUCAUCAGCCUCGCCGUAACACUUCAGAUAUCACAACGACCAGCCACUUCUGGUGGGCCAAGUGGGUUGGUGACGGUGAACGAGGGCGCCCUUACAAUUUGGUGGACAUCGCUACCCGCGUUAGCGAUGCUCCUCGUGACGUUAUACACUACUUCGUCGGACUUAGCAAUGCGAGAUCUAGCUAUGCUUUCUAGGCUCGCCACUAGGUCGUGUUCAGCAAAUGAUAUUGAUAUCUCCUUGUUGGACAUGCUUGGAUUGCGAGCCCUGUAUCAUUCCUUGCGACUUCGGAUCUUUUCUGUUACUCUUUCUCAAAUACUCGCCAUCGUUUGCGGGACGUUGACAGCUCUCUCAUCCAUGCUCUUCCACUCUGAGAUUGUUCCAGAAAUCACGAGCACCUCGUUAAAACAGCAAAGCUGGUUGGGCCAUCGACCGAGUGAUAGCUCCAUCGCCACACCAAGUAGCACCGAGCUAAGCAGCCUGCUCGUCAUGCAUCACAAUUCAAGUUUUACAUGGCCCCAGGGGACAUAUGCUGAUCUCGUCUUUCCAAAGCUUGGUUUUCCUGACGGAGGAGACACUUCAUUGGAAUUUCGAGCGUCAGUCCAGUCUGAAGCCCCGGCCGCGAGGUUAAAACCGAGCUGUAUUCGACACACCAAGACAGAGUAUUACACAAGAACCAGAGUUUGGAAGACUGUGGGCUCCAAGAAGUACUAUGCCUGGGAGAUGUUUCGAAAUAUCACCUGCCCGGGCGGCACCAUUGGUAGCACCAUGCUUACUGGUGUACUCCUAGAUGCUAAGGAUCCAGGUCUUGAUUACGAGUAUUUUGCGAGCACCAGCACGUCAUUUUAUACUGCUUGUGAUGUAAAUACUGAGAUUUACAAAGAUUCUUAUUCUACUUCAUAUAUAUGGGGUAACUUCUCUGCGCUGACCGCAACAGCCAACUAUGUGGCUUACUGGACUUGCAACUAUACUUGGUCCGAGGUUCCCACAAACUUGAACCUUGAGUGGCAGAAUGGGGCGCUUCGUAUUGACCCGAGCAAACCGCCUGUUCCGGAUAACUCAAGGAUUCGACAAUUGUACACCCCGUUUCCCAUGCAGAGCUUUAAUGAUCCUGCUCCCGAUGCAAAAUUGGACGACAAAAGGGCAGCUCGGGUAGGGCCUAACUACAAUUAUAUAUUCAAGCCCUUAGGUCCAUUGGAUCUGGACUCUCUUGGUGAUCCAGAUCAAGAACAGGCUGUGAUGGCAGAGAUGAAUGAAUUCCGCGGGAUUAUGGAGGCCCAGAAAGCGAACAUCAAGAACCGUCUUGGGCUUGAAGAGGCUUCUGCAUCAGAGCCAUUCCAGCCAGGGACUCUGCCUUCUAUCGACGGCAUUAUUACAGACGACAAGAAGCAUAGGCUGGUUCAGAACCCUGGGAUUACUUUUGCAAUCAUAGCAAUUCUCUCGAUGGCGUUUGCCACUAACACAGCUUCUUUGAUCUCGAGAAGCCUUAGAUACCUCGCAUGGAGACACCCCCGUUUUCUUCCGGACUUGGAUCAGAAAGGGCUUGUAGUCAAUGGAUUCAACAGUAUUUCCAUGUUGGAGUCUCUUCUUAGCCGCUCAAACGCUCUCUGGCUUAUACCAGAAAAUGCAGAGCAGUUGCCCUCGAACGAACUGUACCAGAAUCUCUCAGGGAUUAGCUUCAGACUCGGCUGGUUUUACCGAAAGGAUACUCGGAGGGAAGAAUUUACUGUUGGAACCCAAGGCGAUGAGAAUUUCGCGUUUUUAGGCUCUAAAUAA
This is a messenger RNA of Clonostachys solani, 3261 nucleotides long. NCBI's taxonomy places the organism in Eukaryota, Fungi, Ascomycota, Sordariomycetes, Hypocreales, Bionectriaceae. The record is from the annotation of a GenBank genome assembly.